Seriola aureovittata is the source of this 5083-nucleotide messenger RNA. It is a transcript of the gene chdh, whose product is annotated as choline dehydrogenase. Gene Ontology annotation, molecular function: choline dehydrogenase activity; flavin adenine dinucleotide binding. Lineage: Eukaryota; Metazoa; Chordata; Actinopteri; Carangiformes; Carangidae. The record is from RefSeq and is a predicted model, not a curated record. Gene Ontology annotation, cellular component: mitochondrial inner membrane. The transcript is spliced from 10 exons. Bases 54 to 1967 code for a protein of 637 amino acids.
CCCAACCGUUAUUCGCUGCCUGGAGUUGGUGCGGAACUCCAGUCACAGAGUGAAUGAAGAAAAGCCCUUCCAGAACCAGGAUGUUGUGUCUGGCCACAUUAGGCCAAACUGGUGCCCGACGAGUUUUGACUGCGACUCAGGGGAGAUUUAUGAGGGGCAGCACAUGUUUUUGUCACUUUGUCCCCGAGACCCAAACCAUUGGGCCUUCCUUUUCCUGUUCCUCCACCAGCCAUUACAGAUACUUUGGUGCCUCAGCUGCUCAUUGCAACUCUUCAUCAUCACCAUACCAGAAAAAACCAUCUUACAGUUACAUAAUUGUUGGGGCGGGGUCAGCAGGCUGUGUCCUCGCCAACCGUCUCACAGAGGAUGCCGAUGAGUCUGUGCUGCUGCUGGAGGCUGGGCCUAAGGACAUGCUGCUAGGCAGUUUACGACUGUCAUGGAAGAUCCACAUGCCAGCUGCGCUGACCUACAACCUUUGUGAUGACAAGUAUAACUGGUGCUACCAUACUUUACCUCAGACCCACAUGGACAACCGGGUGAUGUACUGGCCAAGGGGCCGUGUUUGGGGUGGGUCCUCUUCACUCAACGCUAUGGUGUACAUCCGUGGACAUGCUGAAGACUACAACCGCUGGCAGCGAGAGGGGGCUGAGGGCUGGGAUUAUGAACACUGUCUGCCUUACUUCAGGAAAGCUCAGUCCCAUGAGCAUGGAGAAAAUAGGUACCGAGGUGGCAGUGGACCUCUUCAUGUGUCCAGAGGGAAGACCAGCCAUCCUCUUCACAAGGCUUUUAUUGAGGCGGGGCAGCAGGCAGGGUACCCCUUCACUGAUGACAUGAAUGGAUACCAACAGGAAGGCUUGGGCUGGAUGGACAUGACCAUUUUUAAAGGGAGGAGGUGGAGCACAGCAAGUGCCUACCUGAGACCUGCUCUGGCUCGGCCUAACCUGGAAGCGGAAGUGCGCUGCCUAACAACCAAGAUCCUGUUUGAUGGAAACCGUGCCGUGGGAGUGGAAUACAUACAGAAAGGACAGAAGAAAAGGGUGUUUGCAGAUAAAGAGGUGAUAUUGAGCGGAGGAGCGAUCAACUCCCCUCAACUUCUCAUGCUGUCUGGUGUAGGAAAUGCCGAUGACCUGAAACAAUUUGACAUCCCUGUGGUUCAGCACUUGCCAGGUGUUGGCAGUAACCUGCAGGAUCAUUUGGAGCUGUAUGUCCAGCAGCAGUGCACUGAGCCUAUCACCCUGUACAAGGCUCAAAAACCUUUCCACAUGGUCAAAAUAGGCCUUGAGUGGCUCACCCUGUUCACUGGUUAUGGAGCCACAGCCCACUUGGAGAGUGGAGGGUUCAUCCGCAGUCGGCCGCACAUCACACAUCCCGACAUUCAGUUUCACUUCCUGCCCUCACAGGUCAUCGAUCACGGACGAGUUGCCUCUAAGAUAGAGGCGUAUCAGGUUCAUGUAGGACCAAUGAGAAGCACUAGUACCGGCUGGAUGAAGCUGAAGAGCACCAACCCUCUGGAUCACCUGAAUCUCCAGCCAAACUAUUUGUCCACUGAUAUCGAUGUGUGGGAGUUUAGGGAGUGCGUUAAACUCUCCAGAGAGAUUUUUGCCCAGAAGGCCUUCGACCCGUUCCGUGGUCCCGAAGUCCAGCCUGGUCCUCAGGUCCAAUCCGACACCGCCAUCGAUGCCUUUGUCCGCCAAAAGGCUGACAGCGCCUACCACCCAUCCUGCACCUGCAAAAUGGGCUCUCCCUCCGACCCGAUGGCAGUUGUCGACUCAAACACACGGGUUCUGGGUUUGGAGCGGUUGCGUGUGGUUGAUGCCUCCAUCAUGCCCAGCAUUGUCAGUGGGAAUCUAAACUCUCCUACUAUCAUGAUGGCAGAGAAGGCUGCUGACAUCAUCAGAGGUCGCCCGCCUCUUAUCGACCCAGGAGUUCCCGUGUACCAACCGCCGACACUCGACACACAGAGAUGAAUUCUGAGUUAUGGGUAUGUGUGGGUCAGAAACAGUUCUUAACACAAUAGGCAAAAACAGCAGUGAACCACUUAUCGUGUUCUUGAUUGUGAGAUGAUCAUUUAUCUUUUUGAUCUGAUUCUGUAAAUUAAUAAUCUGAGCAUGUUGUCUUUCACCACAUCUGAUUUGAACACAAGGUAACAUAUCGGUGUAAAAUGUGGCCAAUAGUCACAGGUUAACAAUAAUUAUGAAGGUUUGAUGUACACAAUCUAAAUUCAUUGCCAGAAUGGCGUUGAAUACAGCUGAUAUUAGCUGUUUACAUCUGAAAUUAAUAGUAUUUCAAUUGUUGCCAUGACUGUCUUCUGAUGAAGAGACGGUGGCCUUGUCAUUUGUCAUAUUUUUCUUUUUUUUUUUUUUCAAUGAUUUUGGAUUUGUUCCAUUGCAAAUAACAUAUGUAUUUAGUAAACUUAAAACUGAUUGGAUAAAACUUGCAGGCUCCCUGAUAAUGGUUUCCUCUUCUACCUCGAUGGUGAGACCAAUGACUGAAACUGUUUGAUGAGUCAACUCAGUUAACCUGAGCAGACAGAAAGAGACUGGACUAACCAAUACGAAGAUAAUAAUAACCAAGAUCAACAGAUUUGUACUUGUGCUUAAAUGUACUUCUAUAAGACACUUGAUUUUACAUAGAACUUGACUCAACUUUAUAAAUACUGACAUUUAUAUACAUUUAUAGAGUCAGCUGUGUGCUGAAACGUCAUGACAGCACAAUGUGGUUGCUAGGAAAGACGAUGAGCAUUUGCAUAAUUACUGUGGAUGUAAUGUAUAAUAGUUCUGGAGAAAAUUUUAGUUAAUUUCCCUUGCAUUACAUUGUCAAAUAUGAACAAUGCACCGACUUGGACGUUAGUGUUAAUAUGUGCAUGAAUCAUGUUUUUCACCGACUACAGUGAUUUAUAAGUCUUAAAAGAAAUCCAAUCCAUAAAGAAUGCCUAUAACAUUUUUUUAGGUAACAUUUUUUUAGCCCACAGCAAGCAUUCAAGCCAAGUACCACAGCAUGUGAAAUGUUUUAAAUGGGUCUCAAGUUUCACAAAGAGAAAAAUGUGAUCUCUGAAGUGAUCAUGACUCUUGUUGUCUGCCUGAUCAUCAUUUCAUGCAGUGUUUAUUUGUUUUUUCUCUGUUAUCUGAGUUUAUCACAAACAUAACAUCCAUGUUGCUUCCUGAGAACUUUCAGAUUGAACACUUUGACAAAAUACUGUUUUCAUAGGUUUGUUGCACUCGUUUUAACACAGUGUGAAGAUUCUAAAAAACAAUAGUUCUUUAAAUCCACCUGUAAAAAAAUAAUUUUGCCUCAUCUCUUGUCUUAUCUGACAGUUGAGUCUUAAAACAGUUUGGAGCCUUAUCUCCAGCUUGACAGCAAAUUGCAUCAGUUCUCUUGUGAAUUCCACAGUAUGCAUGCCACCCCUACCAAGUGUUGAAACCUGAGGUUUAGCAGGUUACUGAUGUAUUAAAUGUGCAUUAGACAACAAGGUGUGUCUGCCCCAGCCAAUAAGAAACAGGUAAAGUUAAUAAGUAACAAAUAGAGGGCAAAAGACACAUCUAUCUCAGACUCAACAGCCCCUGACUUGGGUUUUUUAAAUCUUUGGAAAGAAAAUGCUCACAGCUCAUUUUCUGUUUUGUCUGGGUUCAGAAAUGGAUUCAGUUCGUUCUGAUCAGGACGUCGACUUGAUCCUGACAGCAGUAGAGAUUAAAUGACUCACCCAUAUUCUUCCCAGGAAAGUGGGCUUGUUUUCUCGCAGUGAUUGGUAAACAUCCUCACUUUGUUGAUAAAAAGACUAGACAGGCAAACUUGUCACAACAGAAGGAAACAGGAACGAGAGAGAGGAGAAUCCAAUUGUGGUGAUACCAAAAUGAAAAUGGCCACACAAAAAAAAAAAAGAAAAAUCAGUUGCCUAUUUGCAUUGCCCACCAAAAUAUGAUGUAAUUACACUAUGAUAGCCUUACUUGAAGCUAUUACACUACUCUAUACAUGGUUCUAGAUUUCAACAGUGGAAUGAUCAAGCUUUUACUUCUGGCUAGUCUGGCGGCUGUUGCAAUAAAUAGAAAGUAAAUCUCAGACUAUCAAAUCUGGGUAAUUAUUGUGUUGAAAACACUAUAUUUUAAUAUUGUCUAAAAACUAAAAAGAUCUUUGUAGACAUCACGUUUUUCUAUGUUUACAAAUAAGGUUUUGAAAAUGAUUAUGUGUAACUGAUCAGAUCAAAUGACCUUGUUAAGAAUGAUAAUCUCUGUGAAUACAGUAUGUGACCGAUUUCGAUUUGGUUCAACCAGUUCUGAUAACAUUAGAGUUGAGCAGAUUUUUAAUUUUGAGACACUGAAAAUCUUUCUUGAAAUUAAAUUCAUUUUUUUUGUUAUCAGCUCUAAUGGAAACAGCCAAAUGCUAAAAUGAAAUCUAAUAGUGUCUUAUUAAGCUUUGCACUACGCUAUGAAGUUUCCUAGCUCAGCUUCAUUCAUGACAGUUAUUGUUUACAUUAUAUGCAGCCUUGUACAAUAUUUCUUGAAUGUUUAUAUCACUUGUGUCUUAAUGAAGGAGUAACACAUGGAUCAUAAAGGGGAAAUGAUUGUGAAAAUUCAUAGAGCUGGACAACAGUCCUAACAAAGAUCCUAAGCAGGUUCAUUUCAGGCGAGAAUUCAUAUGUACAAAACAGGGUUUUUGUGUUGAUUAGAACAAAUUCUAAGGUACAAGUACUUAUGCUACAAAGUGCUAUAUUUUUUUUUUUAAUUUUCAUACAACAAAUGGGUAGAAAGCAGAAAUGUUUAAAUUCACUUACUUUUUACAAACACUGUGCAGAUUUUAUACAUUGUUGUCAUUUCCUAAGCAUCUGUAAAGCAGUGCAACAGUACAAAAAAUAAAGCUGUGUGUUGCACAACAAAGCUUUGGGUUGGCAAAUUUUGUCAUUUCGCUUCUUUUAAUGAAAAUUUGGACACAUCUGGAAAGUUGUUCCUGAAAAGUCGAGAGGUUUUAUUGACUCAUGAAGUAAAUCUGAACUGUAUCUUUGUCAUUAUUUUUAUUUUGUUUGUAAAACCAAUUAAUGAUGACACCGAAACACUCAAUUUAAUAAAACAUUUGGUAUUGAUCAAGUGAU